Messenger RNA from Hydatigera taeniaeformis, 1167 nucleotides. The record is from the annotation of a GenBank genome assembly. NCBI's taxonomy places the organism in Eukaryota, Metazoa, Platyhelminthes, Cestoda, Cyclophyllidea, Taeniidae.
AUGGCGUUGGUAAACUAUGAUGGAUCAGAUAUGUCAGAUUCUGAAACUGAAAAUGAAUCAGCCCGCGAGAAAACUUCAAUGAGUUCUGCAGGUUGUUCUAGUAGAGGGAUGGACUUUCAAGACAAAGUCGAGGAAGAGUAUAAAAUGAGGAUGCCAAAGAACGCGAAGCCAUUUUUGGAACCCUUGAAUAUUCAGAAGAAGGCGGGAGUGAAUGGGAAGGUUAUUUUAACCAUACCUACCAUCGAGGAAUUAAAUUCCUCUGACGAUAGUGAUUCUGAUGACUCCGGGAGUGUUAAGAAAUCUCGGGUGCCAAUUGGACCUACGUUACACAAAGGCCUAUUGGAUUUACUUCCCCCAACUCGUGCCCUUAUCGUUAAGGAGGGGGACAAGCCGAUUAUUCCAUCUCUCCUUGUACCAAAACAGGCUGUUCGGAAAAUUCCAGCUAAGCCUGCUCCCCAGAAUCCUCUUCCCUUAACAGAAUCAUAUCCAGGGGUCAUUGAUACGGAAGAUGAUCCGACCUCUCCUAAUGGAUUCUUUAGUUUUAACGACAAUCAGGAUGAUUCAGUCCUUCCCUCCACCACGGAAGAAGCCCGUCGGAGGGCAAGAGAAAGUGUUCUUGCUACUGAAGCAGCGGCAGCGAGCAGGUUUACUCCUCAAGCAACAGCUCCUUCCUCACAAGAACUUCCGCCAUUGGAAGAGAAACCCUUCAAGGACUGGCAGCUUCCAAAAAGACCGCGCAUGGAGCAUGAAGAAGGUGCAGGUAGUGAGGAGGAAGCUGAGGAGGCGGAAGACAUGGGACCUAUGUUUACGGCCGAGACGUUUAUCCCUGGCCCCGAGCGUAAACGGGCGCGGCUGAGUCGUAGUGGAGUUAGCGCCAUGUCCGUAGCCGAUUUGCUUGCCGCCUCAGGCGGAGCAAAAGUGAGGGAGGUGCGCGCAGACGACCUGACUGCAGGUGCCAGCCUAGAGCUGCUUAAAAACAUUACUACUGCACGUCCAAAGAUGGAACCGCAACAGCACCUGGUCAAUAAUCCGGGCAAAUUGGCCUUCCGCAAGCACCAAAUCACCUGGCUCGCGUAUAAGGCACAAGAACAGGAGUAUGAGUUGCAGGAGCAGUGGGCGGAGGCACGGCGGAACCAAGCACAAAGUCGACAGAAGUAUGGGUUUUAA